UGUAGCAAAGCUGAAACCCAUGAGUGCUCUAAAACAAAGGCAGGAUAAGAAGCCAUCGCUGUUUUUACCGGCUGAAUUCAAUAAGUGCUGUUUUCCAGAUUUAAUUGCAGGUACAGGUUACUGCACCAAAGAAACUGUAGUUGGAACCGUUUUGCUUGCUGUUAAGAGAGGCGGAUUUGCUCCAACAUCUCCUGGUGUCUUUCCUCUGUACCGUCUGCCAGAAGUCUUCAUUGACCUGCCUACGGGACCUUCUCCGUAUUAAAGAACAUUUUCCUGUUGCCCUGGUGACACUCCAGAGGGAAGUUGAUCUGCAGGUCUCCCUUCAGAAGAACUCUGUGGCUCCUCCAGCAGAAGAAACAUGUGCUAAAAGAGCAUCUGUAUGACACAUCUGGUUGGCUUUGACUCUAGAAGAUGAGCAAUGAGGACGAGUUUUACGACGCCUCCACAGGCCUGGAUUCAGACGAGUCGUGCGAGGGGGUGUCGGAGGCCAUUUUCGAAGAUGCAGAGAGUGUCGACUGUAGCAGUCGAAAGAACAAUGGAUCAGUACCGCAGGAGAACGGCAUCAAGAAACACAGGACAUCUUUACCUGCACCCAUGUUUGCUAGAAAUACUGUUAGCGUCUGGGGUAUCCUGAAGAAAUGUAUUGGACUGGAACUGUCCAAGAUCACGAUGCCUAUCGUCUUCAACGAGCCUCUGAGCUUCCUGCAGAGAAUCACAGAAUACAUGGAACACACUUACCUCAUCAACAGAGCCUGUUCGCUGUCCGACUCCACAGAACGCAUGCAGGCAGUAGCUGCUUUUGCUGUGUCAGCGGUUGCGUCUCAGUGGGACAGAACUGGAAAACCCUUCAACCCCCUGCUGGGAGAGACCUUUGAACUUGUCAGAGAGGACCAGGGUUUCCGGCUAAUAUCAGAGCAGGUGUCCCAUCAUCCUCCAGUCAGUGCCUUCCACGCAGAGAGCCUGGCCGGGGAUUUCGUCUUCCACGGCUCCAUCUAUCCCAAACUCAAGUUCUGGGGCAAGAGUGUUGAGGCCGAGCCCCGAGGAAUCAUCACACUAGAGCUACUUAAGUACAACGAAGUGUACACAUGGAGCAACCCUCACUGCUGCGUGCACAACAUCAUCCUGGGAAAGCUUUGGAUAGAGCAGUAUGGCACAGUGGAAAUAGUGAACCACAGCACUGGAGACAAGUGUGUGUUGAAUUUCAAGCCGUGUGGGUUGUUUGGCAAAGAACUGCACAAAGUAGAGGGACACAUCCAAGACAAGAGCAAAAAGAAGCUCUGCGUGAUCUACGGGAAGUGGACCGAGUGCAUGUGGAGCGUUGACCCGCAGACCUACGAGGCAUACAAGAAGUCGGACAAGAAAGGAGAAACCAAGAAACAAAAAAAUGAAGAGCCGGAGAGAUCGGAGAACGACGAUGCGGACGACAUGCCUGAGGUCCAAGAGACGGUGUCCGUCAUCCCGGGGAGCACUCUGCUGUGGAGGAUAGACUCCAGACCAGCACACUCGGCCAAGAUGUACAACUUCACAAACUUUGCAAUGUCUCUGAAUGAGUUGGAGCCCGGCAUGGAGGCCGUCCUGGCCCCCACCGACUGCCGCUUCAGGCCCGACAUCAGAGCCAUGGAGAAUGGAAACAUGGAUGAAGCCAGUAAUCAGAAGGAGCGACUGGAGGAAAAACAGAGAGCCGCCAGAAAGGAGAGAGCCAAGCAGAGCGAGGAGUGGUCCACCAGCUGGUUCCAGUCGGGCACCAACCCUUUCACCGGCGCCCAGGACUGGAUCUACACCGGCGGCUACUUCAGCAGGAACUACAAGAACCUGCCCCAAAUCUACUGAUCGCCUGCCAGCCUUCAUCGUUCUCCUCUUCCUCGCCUGCGAUGGUCUGCCUGUUGUCACGCAGAGAAAAACGACGAGACUUCACACACACCCAACUCUACUGCCUUCAUCCGUUCUUGCCUCCAAACGACCAGCAAGUGUCUUUCAUCUCCUCUGCCCAGCACUGUCUAGAGCACAAUAGUCAUAUUUUUCCCGACCGGCCCCAGCUGCCAGCUCUGAGCGGCCCACAGCAUCGCCGGUCCAGUCCCAAUCUUUAAAAAUGUCUCUGCAAUCAGACUCUCUGAGGAGCUGCUGGUGAACCGCUGGGCGGCUGCUCGUCUCCCAUCAAAUAAAUAAGUACAAAAUAAUAUUACAGAAAGCAUAAACGACACAAUAAGUUCUUUGUGGAAGAGAACGGACAUCCAGUCAACGAGGAAAUCAGGGAUGUGAAUGUUCCUUCGACUGAAGACACGUUUCGGAUGCUUCUCCUCUUGUAGAGACUCGGUUGUAGCUCCAACGGCGGUUAAAUUGGGAAAAAACCAAUCAAAAGCAGGCGACAGCUCAUUACUGAUACCGUCUUAUUACUCUAAAAUAUACAUAUAUCUUUUUGUUGUUACUCUCUCUUUAACAUUCAAUUAAUCAAUCUAAAUGAAACGUCUUCAAAAAGUGGAUUUUUCUUCAAAAGCAGAGCAGAAUGUAACUCUAUUGUCUGGAAAUGUAUAAUGUAGUUCCUAUGUAUGUAUGUGUGUGUGUGUGUGUGUGUGCGCGUGUUUAUAAAAGGUUUUAGUUUUACUAACCGGGAAAACAAGUGUAUGAUAUGAUCAACCAUGUGCACUUAUAAAUGUGAAUUCAUUUUGUGCAAGUUUAUUAUUAGAAAAAGUAGCGGUGACCUUCGGUUUAGACACAUGGAAGUGCAUUAUGGGUAAAUUCUGCUGUUUGCUCGGACGUCACUGAUAUUUUUUUUCAUAUUCAAACAGACUUCACUCAAGAGCACAGCAUUAAAUAUUUGUUUCUUUCA
Messenger RNA from Cololabis saira (Pacific saury), 2827 nucleotides. RefSeq names its product oxysterol-binding protein-related protein 2-like. Gene Ontology annotation, molecular function: cholesterol binding. The record is from RefSeq and is a predicted model, not a curated record. The transcript is spliced from 14 exons. Lineage: Eukaryota; Metazoa; Chordata; Actinopteri; Beloniformes; Belonidae. Gene Ontology annotation, cellular component: cytosol; intracellular membrane-bounded organelle; membrane. The coding region runs from base 412 to 1830 and encodes 472 amino acids.